Megalops cyprinoides (Indo-Pacific tarpon) is the source of this 3677-nucleotide messenger RNA. Its product is annotated as protein phosphatase 1 regulatory subunit 12A. Gene Ontology annotation, biological process: signal transduction. Gene Ontology annotation, molecular function: enzyme inhibitor activity; protein kinase binding; phosphatase regulator activity. Gene Ontology annotation, cellular component: A band; Z disc; cytoplasm. The transcript is spliced from 25 exons. The record is from RefSeq and is a predicted model, not a curated record. NCBI's taxonomy places the organism in Eukaryota, Metazoa, Chordata, Actinopteri, Elopiformes, Megalopidae. The coding region runs from base 28 to 2736 and encodes 902 amino acids.
UGAUCUGACCGGGGUAGAGAGUGGAAGAUGGCGGCGAAUUGUUCCUCUCGGUCAGAAGCUGCACGGCAACGAAGACAGGAUCAGCUCCAGCGCUGGCUGGGUUCAGAAACUGACCGAACGGUCCCCGAGAUGCGUGAGCGGCUUGUGGGGACUGGAGGGCGUCGGGCAAAGGUUCGUUUCACCCAGGGUGCUGUGUUCAUGGCUGCGUGUUCAGCCGGGGACCGGGAGGAGGUGGCGGCGCUGCUACUCCAAGGAGCCGACAUCAACCAUGCCAACAUUGACGGAAUGACAGCGUUGCAUCAGGCCUGCAUUGAUGAGAAUGUGGAGGUGGUGCAGUUCCUGGUGGAGAGUGGGAGUGACAUCAACCGCGGAGACAAUGAGGGCUGGACCCCGCUGCAUGCUGCGGCCUCCUGUGGAUUCUUACAGAUCGCCAAGUAUCUGAUUGAGCAUGGUGCACAAGUUGGGGCGGUGAACAGUGAGGGGGAGCUGCCACUGGAUGUGGCUACAGAGGAGGCCAUGGAGAGAUUGCUGAAAGAUGAGCUGAAGAAGCAGGGAGUGGAUGUGGAGAGUGCUAGGCAGGAAGAGGAGAGGGUGAUGUUGCAGGAUGCCAUGGUGAUGCUAGCAGGGCAUGGCACUCUCACACCACACCCCAACACGGGUGCCACUGCCUUGCACGUGGCUGCAGCUAAGGGCUACACCCAGGUCAUGAACGUGUUGCUGCAGUGUGGGCUGGAUGUGGACAGCAGGGACAUUGAUGGCUGGACUCCACUUCAUGCUGCGGCGCACUGGGGUCAGGAAGAGGCCUGCAGUCUGCUGGUGGACAGCAUGAGUGAUAUGGGGGCUGUCAACAAAGUGGGUCAGACUCCCAUAGAUGUAGCUGAUGAGCGUCUGCUUCACGUCCUUGAGGAUCUUCAAAAGAAACAGAACAAUCUCCGCUCAAAGAGGCAUAAGAUGUCACAGAUACCUGUCAUACAGAACACAUGUCCCGUCGCCACGGUCCCUGUGCGCUCCCGCAGGACUUCAAUCUGUCGUAUGAGCAGCAAAGAAAAGAACAGCCUGCAUGAGCGUGAGAGGCACACGCCCCCUGCCCUGCAGAGCACCCCUGCGGAGGAGGAGGAAGAAGGCCAGAGCACUCUCCAGGGACCAGCAGGGGGCUUCAACAGCUCCAGCUCAGAGGAGCGGAGUGAAUCGGAGAGUGACACUGAGUCAGAGAGAAUGAAAAAUCGGGAAAUGAACAACAACAUCAGCAACAGCUCCACCCUCCCCACUGUCACAGCAACCAGCGCAGGCACAAGCCACUUUAGAAAGGUGGAAGUGGGGAAGGCCCCAGGCCCAGAGGUCCCGGGUUCCUGGAGGACCACACUGCGUAAGGCUGGCAGUUAUGUGGCCCUCAGUGGCACAGGGGCCUUGGAGAGCCCUAAAGAAUCUGCAAAGGGGCCUGACUCACAAGGCAUGAUACGUUCUGCCUCCAGUCCCAGGCUCAGCCUGGAGUCUGACAGUAAGGAGCCACGACUGGCCAGAGUUCCUCCUACUCCUACUCGGAGACUGUUCAGUAUCGCAGACAGCAAUCCAGACAACUCCAACAGUGGGCUAACCCGUAGCUCCUCCUACACGCGCCGACUCACCAGCCAAGCAGAGAGUGAUCUGACAAGCCCAGCCUACAGCAUGAUCUGCAGCUCCUCUUUUGGACGAAAACUAAAUGAUCCUUCGGUGACCUCUGUAACCAAAGGAACCUCCUCUGGUGUCUGUCGCCUCAACAGCCUCACAGCCCAGAGACCUUUUCAGGAACAAAAGGAGAAGAAGGACCUGAAAUCCACAGCCACCUCAAAUUCACUUACCAUGACAACUUGCACGUUGGAGACAAAGAAUCGGCGCAAGUCUUACUUAACCCCAGUACGGGACGAGGAAGCUGAAGCACAGAGGAAAGCACGAUCCCGUCAUGCCCGGCAAUCGCGCAGGUCUACCCAGGGUGUGACACUGACGGACUUGCAGGAGGCAGAGAAGUCGAUGAAGACAGAGCAGAAGGAGAGAGAGAAGAAAAAGGAGGAAGAGGAAAGGGAUGGGAAGUUGAAGAAGGGAGAAGAAGGGGAGGUGACGUGGAGAUUCCGGAUUGCCAACCUGCAGAAAUCAGACCUGCUGGGCCUAACCAGUCCCCCAGGGGGCCCACGCCAUCCCACUGCAGAGGGGAGAGAUGGCCACGACAGUGGCACUGGAGACAGCGAGGACAGGGCAAGCAGGGAGAGGCGAAGGGUCCAGGCUAGAAGGGGAGGGGCACCCGGGGCUGGGGAGAGUGAUGAUAACGAGCCCAGCAGGGAAGAGGAGGGGGCAGGCAGUGGAGGGGACCCCCGAAUGCAGUCUACUGUCAGGAACACCAGCAGGUGUGAUGUGUCUUGUAACGAUCGCAUCUUCAGUCGCAGCUCUGAAACAAAUGACUACAAGAAGCUAUUUGAGGAGGUGUCCCAGGAAAAUGGGAAGCUACAAUCUCAGCUGCAGGAUACCCAGCGAACUGUCUCGCAAACCCGUGUGGACCUGGAUAAAGCCACACAGAGACAGGAGCGCUUCAGUGACUGCUCUGCCCUCCUGGACCUAGAGAGGAAGGAGCGCCGAAUCCUAGAACGGCGUGUGGCAGAGCUAGAAGAAGAGCUGAAGGUGCUCGGGGAUCUGAGGGCAGAUAACCAGCGCCUGAAAGAUGAAAAUGGAGCCUUGAUCCGCGUCAUCAGCAAGCUCUCUAAAUAAUCUGUGAAAGACAAAGAGGGAGGCCUUGCUCCUAUCCCCACCUCUCUCACCCUGCUCUCCCUCUUCCUGCCCCCUCUCAGUGCCAAAGAGAAUGAAAGGAAAGAAUUGAAGAAUGUUACACUUUGAGACUCAGCUCAGAUGUAUUGAGACCUGAUCCUAAACUCCUGUCCCGCUUUCUCAGCUUUCUCAGACCGUUGCCUCUGUGCCCCUGGUCCACAGCGGUGACCACAGAAGGACCGCUUACAUUGCUUCUGUGCCCCUAAUCCACAGCGAUGACCACAGAAGGGCCCAUAUUGGGAUAUUAGUGGGAUUGACUUAUAGCACUGAUUGAUUUAUAGCAUACCUGAUGUUGACCACAAUGGUGAGCACACACACACACACAAACACAAUCCUUUGUGAGGGACCACAUCUCAUACAUAUAUUCCACAUAGCGAACUACAAACAAAUUUCAUACACCUUUCUAACUGUGUACAUACUCAACACAUAUAACCACACACUCCACACAUUCAACUACAAACACUCCAUACACCUGUCUAAUUAUACACACUCCACAUUUGCAUCCCACAGAAAGAGUGUCCUGUCAUGUCAUGUGGUUGGAUUCAAAAAAUUCCUAUUCCUCCAUUCUAUAUCAGCUUCCAGGCACCCCUUUAAGAUUACAAUCAUACACCCCCCCCCUUCCCCCCAGCUGAAGGUGAAAGGUCAUUGCACAAUACACAAAUGACUUUUGUCAGACAUUAAUAUGCAGUACACUAAUAUGAAAAUGGAUAUUGUUAUUAUGGUAUUGAUGGUUUUGUUCUUUGCUGUCUGAUGCAGAAAUCAGUUCCUUCCAGGGAAACAUUGUAAAUGAAUAAAUAUGUAUAUGAAUCUAUAUGUGUACAAAUAUUACCAUAACUUUGAAACAGUAACUUCGUAAAAUUAAAUAAUUGUUGCCACACAUUCUG